Messenger RNA from Rubroshorea leprosula, 1239 nucleotides. The record is from the annotation of a GenBank genome assembly. Lineage: Eukaryota; Viridiplantae; Streptophyta; Magnoliopsida; Malvales; Dipterocarpaceae.
CAUGGUACAGUGGGUUUUUAGCAGGUUGGGUCGUGGAUUACCGAGGUGGAGAGGGGAAUCGGCCUAUGGUCAUUGAUGACCUUAAGGUCGAUGUGGGCAGUUAUAUGCUCACAAGUGAAGCAUUAACUUGGUGGGAAAAUUUCUUGAAACUACACCAAGGAGAACCUGAAUUGAGUACUUGGGAUGGUUUUAAAAAGAAGAGAAAACUUGAUAAGGGCCAUAAACCCUUUACCCCUGCACCACAGAGGUCUGACACUAACAAGGUUUCUAAAGAACUAGGAGUUAUCAAGACGGCAAGCCAAGCAUUAGUAGCUCAGCGUGCUCGUCCCGCUCAGCCUACUUGCCAUGCUUGUGAGAAAGUUGGGCACACUCGCGACCUGUGUCACACUGCUACUGGGGCUUGUGAGAAAGUUGGGCACACUUGCGACCUGUGUCACACUGCUACUGGGGCUUGUUUUAAAUGUGGCAAGCAAGGCCAUCAGAUUGCAAAUUGCCCGCAGUCGGACUCUAAAGCUCAGAGUACUCAAACUACAUCUCAGCAAGAUUCUACUAAUCAGGGGGCACAGAAACAAAAUGUCGAGGUUAGGAUAAGAACCCAACAAGCGAGAGUUAACAUGAUGACUCAUAAGGAAACAAUGGCUACUGAUGUUCAGAAAUAUCUAUUGAGUGGGUGCCAUGGUUUUCUAGUUUCUGUCACUGAUGCUAAUAGUGUGACGCCAAGAUUAGAAGAUAUACCUGUGGUGUGUGAAUUUCCAAAUGUAUUUCCAGAGGAUCUCCCAAGUUUACCUCCGGAUAGAGAGAUCGAAUUUGCUAUUGAUCUUGUUCCUGGCUUCGAACCUAUUUCUAAAGUCCCAUACCAUAUGGCUCUAGCAGCAUUGAAGGAGUUAAUGGUCCAGCUUGAGGAACUCCUUGAAAAAGGAUUUAUACAACCUAGUGUGUCACCUGGGGGAGCUCCAGUGUGGUUUGUUAAGAAGAAAGAUGGGAGCAUGAGACUAUGCAUUAACUAUCGAGAGCUAAAUAAGGUGACAGUGAAGAACCAAUAUCCACUUCCUAGAAUUGAGAACUCAGAUUAAGGAUGGCGGAAGAAAAGGAAGAAAAGGGGAAGAGAGGGAAAGAAGAAGAAAAAGAAAGGAGGAGGAAAGGAAAGAAGGAAGAAGGUUGAAAAUCAAAGAACCAAUGUUGGGUGAAGAGAGGAGAGUUGCUCGGUACCUUUGGAGUUAAUAAAAGAAAUGGAGAGGG